GCAGUAAUGUAGUUAGUGUGUGUUAGCAUCCACCGAUCACACUGCCAUGUUUGCAUCUGCCGCGCACCGCUGCAUCGGUGCAUUGUGCACUGCACUCACACUGCCAGCGCAUAGAUUCGGGCACGCUUGGCCUGACGUCACACAACUGCUUCCUUUGAACUUUUGCUCACUGCACUCACACUAGUACACUGCCAGCGCAUGGAUUCGGGCGCGCUUAGCCUGACGUCGUACAACUGCUUCCUUUGAACUUUCUCUUUCUUUCUUGCUGUUGGCUUCACUUCAAAGACUAGUCUAAUUAGUGGUGACUUUUAGCUUGUGCCAGCACCAAAUUUUCGCUUGUGCCAGCACCAAAUUUUCAGUUUGGCUUCUAGCUUGUGGUAGCUUUGAGUAACUAAUUAGCCACACGCUUCGAUUGUGUUCAGCUCGUACUGUUGGUGCCUGAAACAAUGUCGUCUAUUGUGCAUCGGAUGCGGGUGGCAGAACUGCGAGCCGAGCUGGACGAUCGAGGUCUGCUGACCACCGGAAAGAAAUCCAUUCUGGUUCAGAGAUUGCUGGACGACAUGGAGAGAGAAAACCUGGGUCCAACUCAACCUUCAGCAAACGACUCUGCCGAACCCACUGUGGAUACAUGCGAGGUGCUCGCCGAUCCCCCGGUCACCUUGGAUCCGACUGGUAUUCGCGAACUUAUUCGGGCUGAAGUUCGUUCUGCCAUCACAGACGAGAUUGGAGCCUCUCUUCUGUCGCAGCCAAGUGCGGCACCAGCGCCACCAGCUGCGUCAUCCGACAUUGGCAUGGGUGCUGCGUGCUCCACACCGCCUCACGCUGGAAAUCUGCACGUCCCAAAGUCGGUGCAGGAUAGGAUAUUGCGAGGAAUUUCGACGUCAUGCUCCGUUAGCGCGGCCGAGUCCAGACCGUGCUCGUCUUCCAGCAGUCUUGUGAGUGAAGUUACUAAGUACGCUGCCUGUGCAAUUGCUGCUAAUACCAGACGCACCUACUCUGCCGGUGAGCGUCGUUUUGUCAGUUUCUGCUCCCUUUGCAAUCUGCAACCUUACCCAGCUUCUGAUCUUACCCUCAGCUGCUUUGGCGCUCUUCUUGCUCGCUCUGUCCGCCCUUGCACGAUAUCUGUUUAUUUGCAAGCUGUACGGAAUGCACACAUUGAACAGGGUCUAGAGGAUCCCCUGAUCGAGACCUGGCUUCUCAAGAGAGUGUUGAAGGGUGUUCAGCGGUGCCAUGGGACCGAGACAGUAAAGCCUAGAUUGCCCAUAACUAUGCCAACUCUAAGGAAAUUAGUCGAUGCCUGUGAUCACGUCCCCGUGUUGCCCGAGCAUGACCGAGUUCUCUUCAAGUCUGCUGUGCUGUUGGCAUUCUUUGGUUUCCUAAGGUGCUCCGAAUUUACAGAGGGCCUUACAAGAGAGUGUAUCAGAUUUGAGUCGGGCAGCAUGACCAUCCUGCUAAAGAGAUCAAAGACAGACCAAUUUGGAAAGGGAGUCCAUAUUGUCAUUGGACCGGCCGGUCGCCCUUACUGCCCUGUGUAUGCUAUGCUACGCUACCUGGCGAUGAUUGGCAGUCGAAACGCAUCCACUCCUCUGUAUGUACUUGCCAAGGGUGUGCCGUUAUCCAGAGCUGUUUUCACCAGUACUGUGCGCUUGCUGCUUGAAAAGGCUGCGGUGCCAAACAUCGAACUCUACUCGGGGCACUCAUUCCGAAUUGGCGCAGCUACUACCGCUGCCAUGGCAGGGAUACCUGAUUCGCUGAUUCGUUCUGCCGGCAGGUGGCAGAGCGAUGUGUGUCUACGCUAUAUGCGAAUUCCAAUGGAGACCAAGUCCAAGAUCUCGGCUCAGCUUGCCUCAGUGAGUGACCUUAUCUGAUUCUUUGCACGGACAGUUUAUGUUCCAUCCCUGAAGUCCUAGCAUAGGAAUGUCACUGCUCGAUAAUUUCUUAAUGCUGGGCGGGGGGUUGUUCGGGGAUAGUGUUGCUGCUUUGUGGAGCUCUAUCGCUCCUAACUGGUCACUUGCUUCGCUAGUUGCGGCUCUUCACGAGCCAGUUGUUGCCAAUUGCAUUGGCUUUGCCUUGCAACCCCAUUGUGGCACAAUGUGGGUUUAUUGCGGCUCCUCGCGAGCCAGUUGCUGCCAGUGGCCUGGCAUUGCUUUCCAGCUCUUCGAGCUUUUGCAUUACAAGACCAGUUACUCGAAGCAGCACACUAUCUCCAAAACAAUUCCUUGUUGCCUUGGGCUGAGUAUGAGUGUGUGAGGGAUAUGGUGCUAAUGUCGCAGUAAUGUAGUUAGUGUGUGUUAGCAUCCACCGAUCACACUGCCAUGUUUGCAUCUGCCGCGCACCGCUGCAUCGGUGCAUUGUGCACUGCACUCCCACUGCCAGCGCAUAGAUUCGGGCACGCUUGGCCUGACGUCACACAACUGCUUCCUUUGAACUUUUGCUCACUGCACUCACACUAGUACACUGCCAGCGCAUGGAUUCGGGCGCGCUUAGCCUGACGUCGUACAACUGCUUCCUUUGAACUUUCUCUUUCUUUCUUGCUGUUGGCUUCACUUCAAAGACUAGUCUAAUUAGUGGUGACUUUUAGCUUGUGCCAGCACCAAAUUUUCACCCUCCAUCCCUCCCAUUUGAUCAUCUUGCUAAUGGUACUAUGGGACAUUUAGCUCUAUCGCUCCUAACUGGUCACUUGCUUCGCUAGUUGCGGCUUUUCACGAGCCAGUUGUUGCCAAUUGCAUUGGCUUUGCCUUGCAACCCCAUUGUGGCACAAUGUGGGUUUAUUGCGGCUCCUCGCGAGCCAGUUGCUGCCAGUGGCCUGGCAUUGCUUUCCAGCUCUUCGA
Messenger RNA from Sycon ciliatum, 2831 nucleotides. RefSeq lists its product as uncharacterized. NCBI's taxonomy places the organism in Eukaryota, Metazoa, Porifera, Calcarea, Leucosolenida, Sycettidae. Bases 447 to 1868 code for a protein of 473 amino acids. The transcript has 2 exons. The record is from RefSeq and is a predicted model, not a curated record. Gene Ontology annotation, molecular function: DNA binding. Gene Ontology annotation, biological process: DNA integration; DNA recombination.